Messenger RNA from Perca fluviatilis (European perch), 692 nucleotides. RefSeq names its product ovostatin-like. The record is from RefSeq and is a predicted model, not a curated record. Lineage: Eukaryota; Metazoa; Chordata; Actinopteri; Perciformes; Percidae. The coding region runs from base 135 to 677 and encodes 180 amino acids. The transcript has 4 exons.
GCAGGUGAUCUGAAUUGUCAUCAUGACCCGGGAUAUAUACCGAUGUAGACGGGCUCGGUCAGAACUUCCUAAAGGAGCGUCGAGCCCCCGAUCAGACAACUCAGCCCAACCGUGGUAGGUGGUCUGAAAGAGUCAUGGGUCGUCCUGGGAUUCAGAUGUGGACAUGGAAGCUGUGUGUCUUCUUGAGCUGGAUGUGCGUGGGCCAGGCGGCGGCAGGACCGCAGUACAUGGUAGCCAUUCCUGCAAUUCUUGAAUCUGGCGCUGAGACCAGAUUCUGUGCCAGUCUCCUGGAGCCCAGCGAGACUCUGGAAAUGAGCGUCACUCUGAUGUCCCAAGAGGCGAAUACAACUCUUCUGGAGAAGACGUCCAGUGUAGAAUUUCAUACCUGCAUUGACUUUAAGGUUCCUUUAGUGCAGGAUGAAGUGGUGCAGAACUUUGAGGUGGAGGUACGAGGCGACACGUUCUACUCUAAAGAAGUCCGAAAAGUUAAGAUCAAAGUCUAUCGACCAAUGACCUUCAUCCAAACGGAUAAACCAAUCUACCUCCCAGGACAAACGGGUAAUUUUGAGCUGAUGGCUUUAUACUUGAUUUAUGUUAGUUACUUUAGAUUAGCUGUUUUUAAUCUAGGUUUGCUUGGUUACUUAUCUAGAUUACUUGACUUUUGUAUUUGCUUAUAAUAAUUAAGGUGAGAU